CUUUCCGGAAGUAAAUGGGCAGAAUAAGAGACAAAGCAGAAGCAAGAGACGAGACAGCAUUUUCGGCCGAGAGUUAAUUGGGGUUGCACGUCUUCUGCAACCUUGGCCAAAAAAUGAGAAGCUUAAUAUUCCUGGCCUUUGGCCUAGCACUAUUGAUUCCCGUAUUGGCUUCUCAAGAUUCAAACUGCGCAGAGGACGAUAAGAGUUGUAUGCAGAAUCCCAUUGCUGCUGGGCAGUCAAAAAAUUCUGCUGAUAUAAAAGAGCUGGACGAAGAUUUUGAUGAGACUAAUUCCGAAGAUACUCCUGAAGAUUCAAGUGAGACAAGCGAUGACUCAGGGACUGAUGUUGAGAACCUUGCACAAAAAGACCCGAGAAGAGGUAGUCGUAGAAGGAGUUCUUCACGACGAAGACGUUCCGCACGACGAAGACGUUCCGCACGACGAAGACGUUCCGCACGACGAAGACGCUCCGUACGACGAAGACGCUCCGUACGACGAAGACGCUCCGUACGACGAAGACGCUCCGUACGACGAAGACGUUCCGUACGACGAAGACGUUCCGUACGACGAAGACGUUCCGUACGACGAAGACGUUCCGUACGACGAAGACGUUCCGUACGACGAAGACGUUCCGUACGACGAAGACGUUCCGUACGACGAAGACGUUCCGUACGACGAAGACGUUCCGUCCGACGAAGACGUUCCGUACGACAAAGACGUUCCGUACGACGAAGACGUUCCGUACGACGAAGACGUUCCGUACGACGAAGACGUUCCGUACGACGAAGACGUUCCGUCCGACGAAGACGUUCCGUACGACGAAGACGCUCCGUACGACGAAGACGUUCUGUACGACGAAGACGUUCCGUACGACGAAGACGUUCCGUACGACGAAGACGUUCCGUACGACGAAGACGCUCCGUCCGGCGGCGAAGACGUUUUGUACGGCGGCGAAGACGUUUUGUACGGCGCCGAAGACGUUUUGUACGGCGCCGAAGACGUUUCAUAACCAGACGAAGAGUAACGAGGAGACGAAUAACAAGACGAAGGUUUUGGUCAAGAAGGAGAACUUCAGGAAGAGGGAACUAUUUGAAGGUCAGAAAAGGUCAAGUUACAUUCAAUUCUGAAGGAAACGACAACAAAAAAAGCAAGUAUUACAGUCGUAAGCCACAUGUUCCUGGUAGAUGGUCUGGAGUCACAAUCGGCAGAGGAUACGACUUGGGUCAAAAGUCAAAAAAGCAGAUAAUAAAAGAUCUUACAGGCGCAGGGAUAUCAAAGGAACUAGCCAAGAAGUUGGCUGAAGGGGCAAAGUUGAAAGGCCAGCAGGCAAGGAACUUCCUCAAGAAUAAUAAGCUCACCAAGAUCGAAAUCACUGGGCAGCAGCAGAAAAAUCUUUUCAAAAAGACCUACACAAGACAAGAAGCAGAGGCCAAACGCUUGACAAAGAAGUAUUACAAAAAGAGCUGGAAGUCAGUUAACCCAAAGAUGCAAGAAAUUCUUGUUGACAUGAAGUACAGAGGAGAUCUAUUGCCACGGUCAAAUUCUGCGGGGCAGAAAGCCUUAAAAGCCGCUGUGAAGGAAAAUAAUUUGAAGAAGUUUAAGGAGGUUAUGAGUAACAGAGAGUAUUGGAGGAAUGUCCCCAAAGAUCGGUUUGACCGAAGAGUCAAGUUUUUGGAGAAAAAAGCUGGCUGAUUGGCUGCUCAUUUUGCCUUUUUAAUGUGCAGGCGGAUUGAUUUUUGCAAUAAUGGAUUUUUAGCAUGUUAGAUUUUUAUGCUUACGCUUUUACGCUUGUUAGGCUUAUACAUUAUUAGCAUUCAUAAGAAUAUUUCUA
Rhopilema esculentum is the source of this 1830-nucleotide messenger RNA. RefSeq lists its product as uncharacterized. The record is from RefSeq and is a predicted model, not a curated record. Lineage: Eukaryota; Metazoa; Cnidaria; Scyphozoa; Rhizostomeae; Rhizostomatidae. Gene Ontology annotation, molecular function: lysozyme activity.